UGCUUUCUCCCUCUCUCUCUCUCUCUCUUCUCUAAGAAAUGCCGCCGGAGAGCACUUCCCACUCUCUGCAAAUCCCAACCCCCUUGACGCCAAAACCGCCAUCGCGCCUCCCAAAUGCCUAUUCCCUCUCAGCCGACGUGCUCAUCUUCUUAUCCGGCGCAGCCGCCGCUCUCCUCCUCUUCUAUGUCUUCUCCUCCUUUAUUCUUCCCCCAACCCCAUAUCCCGUCUCCUCCAACCAAUUCCAAAAACCCUCCUCCUCUGAUACCCCUUCUUUCUACGACGAUCCUUCCCUGUCCUACUCCCUCCCCCCUUCCCCUUCCGUCUCCGAUUGGGACACCAAGCGCCGCCUCUGGCGCCACCUCCACCCCUUCCCUCCCAACCGCAUCCUCAUGCUCACCGGCUCCCAACCCUCCCCAUGCCCUAACCCCAUCGGCGACCAUCUCCUCCUCCGCUUCUUCAAAAACAAGGUCGAUUACUCCCGCAUCCACGGCAUCGACGUCUUCUACAACUCCGCCCUUCUUCACCCAUCCAUGCCCAGCUUCUGGGCGAAGCUUCCCCUCCUCCGCGCCGCCAUGAUCGCCCAUCCGGAAGCCGAGUGGCUUUGGUGGGUCGAUUCCGACGCUGCGAUCACCGACAUGGAGUUCCAGCUUCCGCUCCAGAGAUACCAAUCGUAUAAUCUAGUCGUUCAUGGCUGGCCCAAUCUCGUAUACGAGAAUCGGAGCUGGACUGCCCUAAACGCCGGAGUUUUCCUCCUCCGUAACUGCCAGUGGUCGCUCGAUUUCUUGGCCCGGUGGGCUCGGCUUGGCCCGCAUAACCCGGAUUAUAAGCAUUGGGGUGAGGUUCUUCGGGCCGAGUUGCCGGACAAGCUUUUCCCGGAUUCCGACGACCAGUCAGCGCUCAUUUAUCUCCUUAUUAAGGAAAAAGACAGGUGGGGAGAAAAGAUCCACCUUGAAAACGAGUACUACUUCGAGGGGUACUGGGUUGAAAUCGUGGGGAGUCUUCAGGGGAUCACACAGAACUAUCUGGAUAUGGAGAAACGGGAGCCGGA
Dendrobium catenatum is the source of this 1048-nucleotide messenger RNA. Its product is annotated as putative glycosyltransferase 7. Gene Ontology annotation, molecular function: galactosyltransferase activity. Gene Ontology annotation, cellular component: trans-Golgi network; endosome; membrane. The record is from RefSeq and is a predicted model, not a curated record. NCBI's taxonomy places the organism in Eukaryota, Viridiplantae, Streptophyta, Magnoliopsida, Asparagales, Orchidaceae.